Messenger RNA from Monascus purpureus, 516 nucleotides. Lineage: Eukaryota; Fungi; Ascomycota; Eurotiomycetes; Eurotiales; Aspergillaceae. The record is from the annotation of a GenBank genome assembly.
AUGAGAGAAAUCGGGACGGAAUGCAGUCGUAGAUACGAGAAUGAUAAUUCUCCGACCAGGGGUAAAAAGGCUUCUAGAACGACGGUUGAAACUCUGCGGGCCGUGGACGACACGGUGGAUGGCUGCUGCGACGCAGAGAGUUCUUUAGUGGGCGACGGCGUGCUCGUUUCCCCCACAGACACGCAAGCGCUGCUUGGGGUUAUCAUUGUCGCAUGUGUCUUCUGUUCUUCGAGACUCAGGAGAUCCCUCAAUGCAUCGCUAGCAUCUCCCUUCCGCACUGGCCAUCCGAGAUCCUCGUUGGGCUUUACGUUCUCUUCUUCUUCUUCUUCUUCUUCUCCUUCUUCUCUCCUUUUAUUAUUAUUACCAUCACUACCUCCACUUCCUCGGUUGUUUCGCUGCGCUGCACAGCUUCACCUUCCUUCGCCAGCUCAGCAACCUGCAUCUUCAUUGAUUGACGACUCGUUUCCAUCCAUAUAUUUAUAUAUCCAGCUAAUAUUCAUUAUCUACACUGGAUAA